Cololabis saira (Pacific saury) is the source of this 2705-nucleotide messenger RNA. It is a transcript of the gene jazf1a, whose product is annotated as JAZF zinc finger 1a. The transcript is spliced from 5 exons. Bases 131 to 862 code for a protein of 243 amino acids. Gene Ontology annotation, cellular component: nucleus. NCBI's taxonomy places the organism in Eukaryota, Metazoa, Chordata, Actinopteri, Beloniformes, Belonidae. The record is from RefSeq and is a predicted model, not a curated record.
UCUGCUCCGCGCUCCGCGCCGCUCCCGCCCCGGACCCCGGACCCCCGGUUCCCCGGUUCCUCCAGCCCCCCCGCCCCCCCGACCCCCCCCAGCCCCGGCCCCGGUGGAUGCCCCAGCCAGCGCCGCGACCAUGACGGGCAUCGCCGCCGCCUCUUUCUUCUCCAACUGCUGCAGGUUCGCGGGCUGCGGGCUGCAGUUCGAGUCGCUGGCCGAGCUCAUCGUGCACAUCGAGGACAGCCACAUCGACACGGAUCCGCGGGUCUUGGAGAAGCAGGAGCAACAGCAGCCCACUUAUCUGGCCCUGAGCUACAUCAACAGGUUCAUGACUGACGCGGCGCGCCGGGAGCAAGAAACCCUGAAGAAGAAGGCCACACCCAAGCUGUCCCUGUCCAUCACGGGCGGAAUGUCCAGGAGCAGCACGGCCACGCCUCCUCGCCACACCAGCGGUAACCUGACGCCUCCCGUCACGCCCCCCAUCACCCCUUCCUCCUCAUUCCGCAGCAGCACACCCACAGGCAGCGAGUAUGAUGAGGAGGAAGUAGACUACGAGGAGUCGGACAGCGAUGAGUCGUGGACCACAGAAAGCGCCAUCAGCUCUGAGUCCAUCCUCAGCUCCAUGUGCAUGAAUGGGGGAGAGGAGAAGCCGUUCGCCUGCCCUGUCCCCGGGUGCAAGAAGAGAUACAAGAAUGUGAACGGUAUCAAAUACCACGCCAAGAACGGCCACCGCACUCAGAUCCGCGUGAGGAAGCCCUUCAAGUGUCGCUGUGGCAAGAGCUACAAGACGUCGCAGGGGCUGAGACACCACACCAUCAACUUCCACCCCCCCGUCUCUACGGAGAUGCUGCGCAAGAUCCAAGGCUAGAAGCCGCGGCCACAGAAGGCGCCUGCCCCCAAACAUAGCCCUGUCCUGACUUUCUUUACCCUUCUACACACUAAAGGAUCAAGUGCAUGCUUUAAGUUUGUUUUUAUUGUUAUUUUCCUGUCACCUCUUUUGUUUAUGUUACUUAUUUUUUUUUCUACUUGUUAUAUCACUUUGAAAAAGAGUUAUCGUUGUAGUAUUUUUUAUUGAUGUACAUUUGCACAUUCGUAUAUGCUAUCAUUUUAUUAUAUUUCAUAUUGUUUGACUUACAUAAGGUGCUAACUGUAAAAAAAAAAACAAAAAACAAAAAAAAACUCCAAGAAAAGACAAAAAAAAAAAGAACAGAGGGAAAGAAGAGAUUAAUCAGGAAGCGUGACAGCUCCUGCUCGUCUCCCGCUCGUCUCGGAGAAGCUUUCUGCUGCGUUUUUCUGCUCCCUGUCCGCUGAGGUCUGUGCCUUCCACGUCUGUCACGGGAGUCUAAGAGAAAGAGUUAAGUUAUACUUUAACAGAUAUAUUGAUAUAUAAACAAUAGACAGAUAUGUAAGUGUACAUAAAAACAAAUAUAAAAGUAUUCAUGAGCAUAUCCAUAAAUAGUUACACUUUAUUUUCAAGCUUUAUUUUAUAUAUAUUUUGUCAGUGUUUUAGAGUUAGUGUUUUUUAUGUAUCAGUAAGUGUUCCUUUUUGUUUAUUUGCUGAGAUGGCCAGUUUUGUUGUUUUUAAAACAAAAAAAAGAGACUGAUUUGAGCAUUAAAGGGGAGAUUUUCUUACAUGAGGAGCCGAAGCCGCGAGCGUCUGCCGCGCGUCCUCGUUCAGACUCGGCUGCUUCAGCAUCAAUCCGGAUUCAAGUUGCCAAGACGAUUGUUUUGUUGUGUCUGUUGUCUCGAUCCUUUCCAACAGCUCUCCACUGCCAAACAUUGACCAUACCAUGUGCCUGAUGGGGGUGGGGUGGGGUCGGGGGGGGGUCACCUAACGUGUGACAGUAAUUCCUUGAGCAGAAUGUUUUCAUGUAAACGAGAUCGUCUACAACUUGUCAUUUGUGUGUGUGUGUGUGCGUGCGUGUGUGUGUGUUUUUACACGGCAGCAUUCCAGUGAAUUGUUUUGUAUUUCCAGCAGCGUCCCAGUCAUCAGCCUAGAGAGUAUUGUUGUAUCUGUGUGCUACAGUGCUUGAAUGUCUCAUGCGUCUGUGCCGGGCUGCUGGUUCGACUCCCAUGUGUCAUGGUUCACUAUGAUGGUCCAUCUUCAUUUUUUUCUCCCUCGUACCAGAGUUUAUAGUGCUCUGAAAGCUCAGAGACGCCCUCCCGUCCUCCAGUUUACUUCUGGGUUGUCACACCUUGCGUGGGCAGAGAUUAUAACCGUUAAAGGGUGGCCACCACACACCUGCUGGGGGGGAAAGGAAUCAUAAUAGCAGCUUCUGAGAUGCCCGAGUCCGUUCUGAGGUUACAGGUGUGAAGUCUUUCUUAGGAUGGAGAGACUGCGGGCUCAGUCAUCCUCGCUUCACAAACACUGCCAGCACCAUGGCGAUGGUUUGUGCUGUUUUGAAGUAUUAUCACAAAUCGGAGAAGAGUUUUUCAGGAGGAGCGGAUGAGGGAGGGACUUCAAUAUACCAUGUACAGUGAAUGUAUUGUAACGUGCGUCUGUUGUCAAGUGCUUUUAAAUUAUAUUUUCAUAUGUAACGUGGAGACCAACGUUUCCUUUUUGUAUGGGGGUUAAACAAGUUCAGAGAAGAGUGAUUUGUAAAUUACGUCAAACCGUCUUUCUUUAUAAAAGUAAGCUGCUUAAAUGUAAACAAGAAAUGACUGACAUUAAAAGAAAAAAACAGCAAAAUAAAGUAAAAUAUUCUGCAGCU